GGUGCUCUUGUUCCUUUGUUAUUGUGAGCAUUUUAUUUUGUUUUGUUUUACCUUUCGCGCACCUGUUCUAUCUCUAAUUCGAUCAGAAUCCAAUAUACUUUCAACCUCAACACUAAAUAAUGGACGACACACAAAAGGAGCAGCUCAUGACGCCCGGGCCAGCAGUCCCUGCGCCAGAAAUAACCCCGAGCCUCCGUCUCUCGUCGCUAACCCGGCGCGAGGAAAACUCGGUAAUAGAACUGCGACGCAAACAAGCCUGCCAGAGAUGCGCUGCCUCCGUUGGGCUGUUCUCCGAAUGCAGCGCACAGUACACAGUAGGUGUUGUGUGGAAAUGCAGGGCACUGAAGGAUAUAAUGAAUGAGUGUUUGCGGCGCGCGAAUACUGUGGAUGAUAUGGAUCGUGCGAGAUCUAUAUUUCUGGACGAGAAGCAGAAGGGCUUGGCUGCGAAAAAGGACAAGCCGCGGACGCUGAUAUAAGGAAAAAGAAAAAGAAAGGAAAAAAGCAGUUUUCCUUUUGCUUUUUUUUUUUUAAUAAAAGGAUUAAUUUUAUUUUAGAGAAUUUCUUAA
This is a messenger RNA of Kickxella alabastrina, 566 nucleotides long. RefSeq lists its product as uncharacterized. The transcript has a single exon. The record is from RefSeq and is a predicted model, not a curated record. NCBI's taxonomy places the organism in Eukaryota, Fungi, Kickxellomycota, Kickxellomycetes, Kickxellales, Kickxellaceae. Bases 120 to 476 code for a protein of 118 amino acids.